AUGGACAGGGGCAAGCAUCCCAACAAGGAGUACCGGGAUCCCCGGACCUGGAUGGUCGAUGGCAUUCCGAUCCCGCAACUGCCGAUGUCCGAGGAUGAGAUGGCGCGUGAGAACAUCCCGCGCGCCUACCGGGACGCGUGUGCGCACAUCCUAGUGCCGCUCAACAAGUGCCGUGACAAGCACGGCCACUCGCUCUGGUCCUGCAAGCGCCUCCGCCACGACUACUACCUCUGCCAGCACAAGGAGGUGAUCCGGAAGAUGGCCAUCCGCAACGAGAUGCAGAAGCAGGGCAAGCUGCCGCCCAAGCGGUGGGAGAACCCGUCGCCGGAGUACGUGAACGAGAUGCGUGCCAACGGGGUCAAGGGCUACGAGGGGUACGGCGCGUACGUCCCGGACGCCUCCAAGGGCGCCGACGUGCCGCACGCGCGCCCGGGGCAGGUCCCGUCCGCGCCGACCAACCGCCCCGCGCCGUGGAAGGUCCUCUUUUUCUGGGGCGACUACGACGGCAACCACUCCCCCGUCAAGGUCGAAUGA
This is a messenger RNA of Pedinophyceae sp. YPF-701, 534 nucleotides long. The record is from the annotation of a GenBank genome assembly. Lineage: Eukaryota; Viridiplantae; Chlorophyta; Pedinophyceae.